AUGAGAGGUCUUUAUAGUUAUGAUGCUGCUACUGGGGAAACUUAUUCAGGUUUGUCUAAAGGUAAUAGUAAACACGAAUAUUUUACAUGGAAUUUUUAUGUAAUAUUUUUUUUUAUUGGAAUCAUCUGGGGUUGGAUGAUUAUAUAUGCAUCAUUUAUGUACAAAAUGGUUCCUUUGUUAGGAUCUAAUGAUAUAUAUAUAAGUGAGGCAGAGUUUGAUGAAAUUUUAGCUUCAUUUGGAUACAACAUUGGUCAAUUAGGAUUUUCAAUUGCUACAUUUUGUAGACAACAAUCUAGACCAUCAUUAAAUAAUAUAUCAGUAAGAACAGCAUUAGCAAAUCAAAUAUUAACCCAAAGAUAUAUGGCAAGGAAUUCUUUAGAACAAGUAAUGGUACUUAGUAUACCAGUAACUAAAUUAGAUUAUACUCAGCAAAUAAAUGACAUAAUUAAAAGAGGUGUAAGUUUUUUACAAAAAUUGAUACCUAAUAAUAUACCAUACAAUGAACAACCUGGCCCUCUAUCUCCUGAUCCUCCUCCACUAUAUAAAUCACAACGUGAGAGUAUAACAACAAAUGAAUUAAUACAUUCAAUAAAUAGCACAUCAAGUACAUUUCUUGCAGCAAAUUACUUAUGUAAUAUUAAUACUAAAAGUUUAAUUAGUGAGAGUCAAGAAAUAUCAAUACAAUUAUUUGAAAUAGUUGAACCAAUAAAGCUAUUUAGAAAAAGUACACAGGGGGAGUAUUAUAAUAUAAGAAGAUCAAUUUUAUAUAAAUUAAAAUCGAUUUGUAUAGUUCACUAUAUUAUAAUAAGUACAAUUCCCAUAAUAUGUUUAUUAGUAACAUUUCUGGGUACAAUAGAUGUUUUUCAAAAAAGGAAACGAAUAUCUAUAGAGAGAAAUUGUAAAAAAAACCUUUAUAAACUAAUUAGAAAUAUCAAAAAAAUUGAUGAGUUUAAUAUUAAGAUUUUAAAGGAGAAGUUUUUACCGGUUUGUGAGUUGUAUAAAAUAAUAUAUAAUAUAUGUAUUCAUGAAUUUAUAUAUAUAAAAGAAGAAAAUAGAGAGGAUAUGAAAUUAUAUGACUUAAAUGGACAUAUUUCUAAUAUAGCAAUAGAAAUCUGUAAAAUAAUAGAUGAAUUUAUUAAUUGUGUUUCUAUAGGCAUUGAAUAUUGUACUAUAUUUAGUACAGUUGACGGUAUAGAUAAAUUUGAUACUGUCUGUAGAUAUAAUGAAUGUAUUGCAAAAAUAUCAGACAUAUUUAAUCAGAAUAUGAAGGGAAAAGAUGAUUUUUAUGUAAUAUCAGAAAAUAUGCAAAAUGAAAUACCAUUACUUGGUAAUCCAAAGGAAUUUUAUAAAUUAAUUAAUAUAGUUUCAAACAUAAUACCAGAAUCUAAGUAUUUAUUUUGGAGUAUUGAGAAUAUAUCAAAUAAAUGUUUUAUUCCAAGAUCAAUGAUGAAUUCUAUAGGUGAACUAGUACCCCCAAUUAAUAGGGUAUUAGAUACAUUUUUAGAUAAUUUAGCUAAUAAUGAUAUAGAAGGUUUGAAAUUUUUAAGUUGCUGUAACAUGCAUAAUACAGAUAAGAAAAAAACACCACAGUUCCUUAUUAUUGACAUUUUAAGAAGGAAGAAUGGAUAUAAUAAGUAUAAAAUUUCUCAAAUUCAUAAUAAGUCUUCUUUAGGAUUUUCUUUACCAGAGACUAAAAAUACAAUGGUUAAUUAUAUUAAUUAUUUAUAUUGUGAUAGAGUGUGUAGUUUUGUUUUUGGUGGAAAAAUGUCGGUAUAUAUGAAUACUUCGCUAGAUAGUGAAUUUCUUGGAAAUACUAUAAUAUUACCAAUAUGUUAUAAUUCUAUUGAAUUACUAGAAGUUAAUGAGGAGAGUUUAGAGAAUCAAAUAGCAGUUUAUUAUUGUGGUCUAUCAUGGAUUGAUGAGAAUACAGUAAAAAGCUUUGUAAAUAUAAAUAAAAAUAAGAUAAUACUAGAAAAGAUUGAUUUUUUUUAUUUUAAUAUGAAUAAUAAUUUAUCUUCAUUAUUUGUAGAAAAGCAAGGUAUCUGGAUUUUUGGAUUUGUAACAUUCAAAAAAAUUCAAACUGAAUAUCCUAAUAUUACGAGUAAGAUAUUUAAUAAAUAUAAUCAAAUUCAUGAGAAUUUUAAAUCUGAAAUUAUAAUUUUAGAUAUUUCAGAUACUCAGUUGUUUAACUGUAUUGGAGAGUAUGAAAGUCCUAUUUCAAUAUUUGAGUUAUCUAAGAUUAUUAAAUACAACACAAGUAAAGGUAACAAUGUUUUUCAACAGAAUACACUUUCUAACUUUUGUUAUAGUAAAAUAGAAGAUAGCUUAGUAAAUUAUAAUAAUACUGGAACAUGUAUAAUAAAGGGAGAUAAUAACAAGCUAUAUGAUAUUGAGCUAUUAAAUGAUCCUAUUAACAAAAUAACAUAUGAAAAUUUAGUUCAAAAAAAGUUAAAGAAUGAGGAUAUAAAUAUAGAUAAUAUUCAUAAAUCUGAUUUGGUCAACAUUGAUAACAAGUCUUAUCUGGAACUUGUAGACUUGACUAACUUAAUGAUUCAGAUUCAACAUGAACCUGAAAUUCAAACAAAUUAUAGUGACUUAGCACUUUCUAAAAAUGAAGAAAUAGAAUUACCACUUAUUUGGGAAAAUAUAGAUAUAUUAGGCUUGGAAUAUAAAGAGUUAACUAAUAUUGCUAAAUAUAUCUUAAUAUAUAGAUGGAAUAAAAUAUUAGAUAAUAAAUCAGAAUUAAAUGAAGAUAUUCUAAAAUGGAAUAUUAACAUUACAACAAUAGAAAACUUUGUUUUCAUUCUCGAUAAAUACUAUCAUAAAAAAAAUGCAUUUCAUAAUUUAUAUCAUGCCGUUACUGUUGCGUUAGUACUUAAUCAAUGGCUUGAUGAUGAAUCAAUUCGUUUACUUUUUAAUUCAUUUGAAGCUUAUUGUUUAGUUAUUGCAGCCUUAGGUCAUGAUAUUGAUCAUCCUGGAGUAAAUAAUGAAUUUCUCCAUAAAUUACAAGACAAAUUUAUUAGUGAAAAUUAUAUAAAUAAUAUAUUAUCAACACUUGAAAUAUAUAAUAGAUAUUCUACACUAGAAAAUCAUCAUUCAGCACUAUUAUUAACUAUAUUAAAUUCAAAAUCUUGUAAUAUUAUACCUCCAAAGAAUUCACCAUAUUAUUUAAUUGCAAAAAGAAUAAUUACAAGAGCAAUUAUGUAUACUGAUAUGGCUUUCCAUAAUAUUUUGAUUGAAGCUCUUCAGGAUUUUAUAGGUUUAUAUGCAUACCACCUUCAAAAAGAUAAUCAAGAUAGUACAUAUCAAAGUAUUUCAAUUGAUAUUGGUAUUCAAUUACCUAAUUAUAGCUUUUAUAACAAAAAAACUACCUAUGAUUCCUAUAUAUUUACAAAAAAACAAUUAUAUGAAAUUACACUACUACAUGCUGCUGAUAUUUCAAAUCCUCUAUUAAAUUAUGAUAUAUAUAAAAAGUGGACUGUUCUUAUUUUCGAGGAAAUUGAACAGCAAAUUAAUUUAGAGAAAUCUCUUGGAUUAAGUGAUAAAACAGGUGAAAUAGACUUAGGUACAAUGCAAAUUGGUUUUAUAGAUGCAAUAUGUUCACCUUUUUUCACUUUAAUGAAUAAUAUUAGUCCCAAUAUAUUUAAGGAAUCAAUACAAAAUUUGGAAUUAAAUAGACAACACUUUUUGCAGACAGAAUAA
Cryptosporidium muris RN66 is the source of this 3702-nucleotide messenger RNA. RefSeq names its product 3', 5'-cyclic nucleotide phosphodiesterase domain-containing protein. The record is from RefSeq and is a predicted model, not a curated record. Bases 1 to 3702 code for a protein of 1233 amino acids. The transcript has a single exon. Lineage: Eukaryota; Apicomplexa; Conoidasida; Eucoccidiorida; Cryptosporidiidae. Gene Ontology annotation, biological process: signal transduction. Gene Ontology annotation, molecular function: 3',5'-cyclic-nucleotide phosphodiesterase activity.